This is a messenger RNA of Phycomyces blakesleeanus NRRL 1555(-), 1586 nucleotides long. RefSeq lists its product as hypothetical. The coding region runs from base 1 to 1497 and encodes 498 amino acids. The transcript is spliced from 6 exons. The record is from RefSeq and is a predicted model, not a curated record. NCBI's taxonomy places the organism in Eukaryota, Fungi, Mucoromycota, Mucoromycetes, Mucorales, Phycomycetaceae. Gene Ontology annotation, biological process: sphingosine biosynthetic process; ceramide biosynthetic process. Gene Ontology annotation, molecular function: serine C-palmitoyltransferase activity; pyridoxal phosphate binding. Gene Ontology annotation, cellular component: endoplasmic reticulum.
AUGAUCACUGCCAUCCCAGGUUCCCAUCUAGUCAUUGUGUACCUCAAGAAUGCAUACCAAAAUGAUCCCUUCCGCAUUGCUCUCGAACUGUUUUUGGUCUUUUUUGCCAUCAAAUAUAUGUUGGCAAAGAAAUACAAGCCUCAUGACAAUACUGUAAAACUUACUGUUAAGGAGGUCGAUGAUCUUAUUGAAGAAUGGCAACCCGAAACUCUUGUACCUACUCUGAAUACCCUCGAUAAACUAAACCUUGAUAGCACACCUGUCAUUCUCGGCCCUCAAUCUGCAAAGACCAGAGUAUCUGGACAUGCCAAGCCUCUCUUGAACCUUGCCACAACAAACUACCUCAACCUGGCUGCCUCCGAACAAAUUUGUGAAAGUGCUAUCAAGACACUCAAGGAAUAUGGUGUUGGCUCUUGCGGUCCUCCUGGUUUCUAUGGUACCAUUGAUGUCCACAUGGACCUUGAAAAGGAUAUUGCACAGUUUUUGGGUACCGAAGAGGCUAUCAUUUAUGCUCAAGGCUUUUCUACUAUUUCUUCUGUUAUUCCUGCAUUCUCCAAGAGAGGUGACUUGCUUGUUGUCGAUGAUGGCGUGAGUUUUGCUGUUCAAAAGGGUGUCCAGAUUUCCCGCUCCAAUGUCCGAUACUUCAAGCACAACAACAUGGACGAUCUUGAACGCGUAUUGAGAGAUGUACAGGCUGACCAGGACAAGAACAACAAACGUCUGACCCGCCGAUUCAUUGUCACCGAAGGAUUGUUUGCCAACUUUGGUGAUAUUGCACCUUUGAAAAAACUGGUUGAACUUAAGAAGAAAUAUAAGUACAGAUUGAUUUUGGAUGAAUCCCAUUCUAUUGGUGUAGUAGGAAAUAACGGUAGAGGUCUCACUGAUUUGUUCUCUGUGGAUGCCACAGAAGUGGAUAUGAUUGUUGGUUCUUUGGCUAAUGCAUUUUGCGCUUCCGGUGGCUUCUGUGCUGCUAGCACUGAGGUUGUUGAUCACCAGCGUUUGUCUGGCAGUGCGUAUUGUUUCUCUGCUUCCAUGCCUGCCAUGCUUGCAGUAUCUGCUUCAGAGGCUCUUAAGGUGAUCCGCCAACAACCCUCGAUCCUUAAGGAACUUUCUGAGCGUGCUCAAGUGUUCCGUCAGGUUCUUUCGCACAAGUCCCUUGAAUCUCUUAUCAGAGUUUCUGACAGUGAUCUUCAAUCUCCUGCUCCCUUUUUCCACAUUUACCCCAAGAAUUCUUUCUUGAGAUCACGUGCUUUUGACCAUGAGAUUGAUAUCCCUCGCGUUGACCAAGAGCGUUUAUUGCAAGAUGUUGUCGACGAGUGUGCAGUCCAAGGUGUCUUGAUUACUAGAGCUAAAUAUGUACAUGAUCAGGAAAAGAGUUGCCCUAGACCUAGCAUUAAGCUCCAUGUCACUAUUGGACUUACAAAGAAGGAGAACGAAAAGGCUGCCGGUGUAGUAAAAUCUGCCAUUACAAAGGUGUUUGGAAAGUGGAGAAAAUAAUUCUUAAAACUAUAAUAUAUUAAUCAACCUAAUAACGUACAAUACAAUACAAUACAAUACAAUAAAAUAAAAUACAUCUCAUGAGAAAU